UUGAUCACAGCUGACCUGACUCUGGGUUGCCCAUGUUCUACUGCUGGUCAAGAAGGUCUGCUGUCUUCACCACGUUCCACUAUGAGAACACCACUGAUACGAUCGUGACAGGAAGUAUGACCUCAUUCUGCUGCCCUGCCUCUAGUUAAGAAGUCUGAUUUUGAAAGUAAACAAGGUCUGUGAGGCUGACUCUCCCAAGAAUGACAAGCUCGUCUAUUCUAGGAAACAGCCGAAAGAUCCAGAGGCCACCACCGAAGAACUAAACUGUGCUGUGGAUGCCUACACACAGGAGGGAUGUGGGCAGUUUCCACCAGAAGGGGAGAUGGGAUUCCCUUUGUGAAGUAACUUCUGCACCUGUUGACAUUCUGACGGGACUUUCAGCUGAAGAAUUGCUGGGUCCAGAUUUCUGCACUGCCAACCACGGGGAAGCUUCGUAUUUCAGCAAUCAUCCUGUCAUUUAUCAGUUGGAAGAAGAGCCUGGGGACUCCCUGUGGAGGAAUAUAAAAAAAAAUCUGUGAAGUUUGAACGAGCGGACUUCUCAAGAUGUACCGAGUCUCUCAACUGAUGUCGACACCAGUAGCAAAUUCCUCCAGGUCAAACAGAGGACUCUCUGGAGAGCUGUCCCCAACGUGCCUUUUCCAAAGCUUUGGUUGUGACUUCCUGGAUGGAGACAUUUCUUUUGAAUGCUGCUCCAUAGAUCCCCUGACAGGCUCCCACUAUGUCUGCCGCAGAAGCCCCCGACUCCUCACCAAUGGCUACUACAUUUGGACUGAGGACAGUUUCCUCUGUGACCCAGAUGGCCACAUCACUCUGAACCCCUCACAUACCAGUGUUAUGUACAAGGAGAACUUAGUUAAAAUAUUUAGAAAGAAAAAGAGAACCCACCGUUCUCUUUCUUCUCUCUUGGACCUCAGAGCCUCUAAAUCGUGGCUGCAUGGAAGCAUCUUUGGAGAUGCCGACUCACCUCCAAGUGAGGACACCUGGCUGGAGGGCAUCAGGAGCCUGGGGAGUGAUCUGGACUGUUCUUCUCUGAGUGAUGGCUGGGAGUCUCAGAAGCCAACCACAGACAUUCUAGAAGCCUCUUCUGGCCAUGUUCUGUCUCAGCAUCUCCAAGAAAGCUCCCAGAAUUGUUCUCUUCAGCCUCAGACGAAAGCAUCAGGACAUUUCCAAAAGAACAUUCUGGCGCAUUCAAAAGCCAACCUGAUGCACAAGGUCUCCUUUCAGGCAACCCUGCUAGCAGUGUGCUUAAUCGUUUCUGCAUGUGCAAGAUGGUAUGGAGGAGAAUUAGCCAGCAUCUUUACCUGUGCAUUGAUGAUCACAGUAGCUUGUGUUGUGAAGUCACUGUUUCUCGGCCUUGCCAGCUAUUUCAAAGCCUGUGCUAAAUUUGACAGCACUUGAAGAAUCCUGGUGAUGAAUGUCUUCAAUCUGAAUAUCCAGAAACAGUAAUUUGUAGUCUGCUUGGAAUGAAUCAACCACGUUAUUGGAAGGGAAUGAGCAAAUGGAUAACUGAGGGAAAAAAAAAAAAAAAACAACUUUAAUUUGACAAUGUAAUUUCUUUCUAAAAUCUCAAUUUCCAUAUGUAAUAGUAAUUGGUUCAUGACAUUAAUAUUAAAUUUUCUUUCAUUCACAAACGCUGUCAGUCGAAAGGGAAGGGACAAGGGAACAUAACAGAGCAGAGGCCACCUGGAGUAAUGCUCCCUUGUUAUCCCUAAGGUGGUGGACCUGGAACAUUAAUUUUAAUUAGAGAAUUUUGUGAGAGGCUUGGAACAUGAGUGUCUCUGGUCUGCUAGCAUGCAGCUAUGCUUUGCUGACCUGCUUUAACCAAACAAUGCAAGCAAGCUUAUAUAAUUAAUACACGCUGCAUUGGAAAUAGGCACAGUUUGCACAUAUAAUGUUGCAAAAAUUCAUCCCCUUUGAAACAUGCAUUGAUGUUAGAUGGUGAUAAGAGGUGCUGUGGUUUGUCUCCAAAUGUCCAUGUGCCAAAACCUUGAUUGUCAGUGUGACCAUGUUAAAGAGGUGGUAGGACCUUUAAGAAAUAGGACCAGUGGAAUAUUCUUGGUCAUUGGGGAGCUUCCCUCAGAAUGUAUAAACAGUCAGACCCUCAGUCUGGCUCUGGCUUUCUGUCCUGCUAUAUGAUCUCUUCCUCUCACAACUCCCUUGUGAUGUUAUGCUAUCUACCUUGAAAUCAAGACUACAAUGAAGCAGAUGCUGGCACCAUGCAUUUGAACCUCCAGAACUGUGGGCCAAAGGACUCCUUUUUCAUUACUAAGUAUUCUGCCUUGGGUAUUUUCAUUUUAGUGAUGGGAAACAAAGAGAGUAGUUGAUCAUUGAUGGAAAAUGGGCAGGAGAGAGCUGUUUUU
Molecule: messenger RNA, 2360 nt
Organism: Peromyscus leucopus (white-footed mouse)
Lineage: Eukaryota; Metazoa; Chordata; Mammalia; Rodentia; Cricetidae
Gene: Tmem71
Product: transmembrane protein 71
Source: RefSeq, a predicted model, not a curated record